UGCAGAUCAGCUUGCUUUCUCAGCCUCCAGCACCACUAUCACUGACAGGAUGGCACACCCGGACUGGACACGUCUCUUCCAGAUUACAACAAAGAAUCUCAAACAAGGAGACUCCUGGCUUCUGGAGUUUGAUGAAAAUCUUCUGCAUAACAGACAAAAACCGGGCUGGAAGAAGUGUAUGGUGAACACCAGUGCAAGGUUCCGUUGCACCGAGUGUGGAAGAGGCUGGUCUUCUAACAUGGUGAGGGUGGUCUGCCACAUGCGCCUGGCGUACGGGAAGGGCGUGGUCAAAGUGAGGCCCUCCCGUCAGAACUGCAAGGUGUGCGAGGAAGGUCCAAUGGAGGAGCCCAGCAUCACGUCCGAGAACAUCGAAACCCUCCUGAAGAAUCUGGUGGAGAAGAUAAGAAUGAAAUGCUACAAUGAAGACCUGGGCAGAAAGAAGGAGCAUUUUAGAAGCUUCGAUGGCAAACGUCCCCAUGAGCCUGCUCACUGUGAGGCCUGUAUGCAAGGCAUCUGUCCAAAGCGUUGAGCUUGUGUUGCUUAUACAGUAAGUCAGCUUUUUACAUAUAUAUAUAUAUAUAUAUGUUUUAUGCUUAAGCUCAUAUUAGCUCAUAUUUCCCACCUGUCAUUCUGUUACAUUGUGUUACACUGUUACAUGACAAAACUGUCAUGGCCAUUUUCAAAGGGGUCCCUUGACCUCUGACCUCCAGAUAUGUGAAAGUAAAUGGGUUCUAUGGGUACCCACAAGUCUCCCCUUUACAGACAUGACCACUUUAUGAUAAUCACAUGCAGUUUGGGGCAAGUCACAGUCAGUCAGCAGACUGACACACUGACAGCUGUUGUUGCCUGUUGGGCUGCAGUUUGUCUUGUUAUGAUUGGAGCAUAUUUUUAUAAUAAUAAAUGCAGUAAUGUUUUAUGCUUAAGCUCAUAUCAGCUCAUAUUUCCCACCUGUCAUUCUGUUACAUAGUGUUGCAUGUAAACUUUCAUAUGUAUUCUUGUUGGUUUCUUGUUCAUACAUGCAAUAAACUAAAUGCUACUGUGAUCUGUA
Molecule: messenger RNA, 1048 nt
Organism: Sebastes umbrosus (honeycomb rockfish)
Lineage: Eukaryota; Metazoa; Chordata; Actinopteri; Perciformes; Sebastidae
Product: receptor-transporting protein 3-like
Exons: 2
Coding region: 50-529 (159 amino acids)
Biological process (GO): protein insertion into membrane; protein targeting to membrane
Molecular function (GO): olfactory receptor binding
Source: RefSeq, a predicted model, not a curated record